AUAAACAGCUGCCCAAAAGCAAGCCCCGGAGAACUUCAGUAACCUCCAGGAAAGCUCUGAGGUUAGGGAGACUAGGGACGCCAAAGAAGACAUGAGGAGUCUGCUGGCACUGCUGAUCGUGAYUCUGGCCCUGGCAGUGCUCUGCUGCUGCGAGAAAGAUCCCAAAGAACCCUCAGGAUCUCUCAGCGCUGACAGCAUCAAGAUUAAAAAAGAAGUUGCCAAUACCUUUGUGAAGAGGAAGAAGAGAUCCAGCCCCUAUGAAUGGUACUACGAGUAUUAUAAAAGUCCGAUGGAGCAGAUGCAUGAGCGCUGUGAAAACUAUCCCCCCUGUGACUAUCUCUCGGACCAAAUAGGAUUUUCGUUGGCCUACAACCRUUUCUUUGGGAGAUACUGAGGAUGGGAAGGUCUCUUCACUCCAAAUUCUACAAGAGAAAGGAGUGAAGGAAAGCAUCUACACUGGCAUCUUCUUCCAUUGUCUCCCUAACCAGCUGGAACACCAAGGCAGGAAUUUUUCACUUGUUGAGCUUCCAUUAACUUUCUUCCUUUCAUCAAUAAAGUCUCUUUUCAUACAUCUUUUGUGGUAUUUUGAGCUUCACCAGAAGACUCUGUCUUACCUGAAUCCCCAGCACACAAUAGGUGAGAAAUGGUGAUUGAUCUCAAGAAAAUCACUGCAUGCCUCAGAAACACCACUCUUAUCCUCUUCUGCAAAAUACAGGAGGAUAUCUAGAAGAAGAACGUCACAACGUAUGUAAAUGUGAUGGAGCUGAUCCUGGGAGUCUCACUUCUGGGAGUCCUGAGAAGAAGGAAGGACACCUGUUUCCUGUUCCAAUUAGUGGGAAAGUUCAGUAUUUUCAUGUAGUAUAAUCACAUUAAAURUGCAUCACAGUAGGAUAAUUUUGUAAAGAUAGAAGUGUGCAAAUACUCUUACAUAGACAGCAAUCAGGCUCUGGUACACUCUUCUCAUUAUUCUGUUACAAAAAUAUUGCCUGUAUAGCAACAACAGAUAAAUCCCAAAAGGUGUGUUUAAGGAGUCCUUUUAAAUGAGCUCUUCCAUUUGUGUGCUGCUUUUAGUGGCUGAAAAAAGUGCCCUCAAAUUCUCUUGGUUUCUGCUUCUUUUUUCACAACCAGUUUCUGGUGAAACAGAAUAUACCCAAGCAAAACAAAACAAAUACCCUCUUCUCUUUUGCUUUUGCAGUUAUGCUUGAAAUUAAGUAUCUAA
Messenger RNA from Malurus melanocephalus (red-backed fairy wren), 1219 nucleotides. Its product is annotated as osteocalcin-like. Gene Ontology annotation, molecular function: structural constituent of bone; hydroxyapatite binding; calcium ion binding. The record is from RefSeq and is a predicted model, not a curated record. The coding region runs from base 92 to 394 and encodes 100 amino acids. Gene Ontology annotation, cellular component: extracellular region. Gene Ontology annotation, biological process: bone development; regulation of cellular response to insulin stimulus; response to vitamin K. NCBI's taxonomy places the organism in Eukaryota, Metazoa, Chordata, Aves, Passeriformes, Maluridae. The transcript has 4 exons.